Penicillium pulvis is the source of this 1815-nucleotide messenger RNA. Its product is annotated as Myb-like DNA-binding domain protein. NCBI's taxonomy places the organism in Eukaryota, Fungi, Ascomycota, Eurotiomycetes, Eurotiales, Aspergillaceae. Gene Ontology annotation, cellular component: nucleus. Bases 1 to 1815 code for a protein of 604 amino acids. Gene Ontology annotation, molecular function: histone binding; protein heterodimerization activity. The record is from RefSeq and is a predicted model, not a curated record. The transcript has a single exon.
AUGGGCGCCAAUAUAGCUGCAUCGACGGACGAUAAUAUGGAGCGCCCCGCGAAACGACAGCGCCUCUCUUUGCCAUCGGGCUCCCCAGAAGAGGUGACUGAGGAGUGGGACCUCCAGGCAGCACGCGCCCAAAAUGACAUGCGGCUAAAAUCGAUUUUCGAAGGGAUUUUCUCCAAAUACGGCAAAGACUUUACGGAUGUAGGCGAUGAGAUUGAUUUACAAACUGGGAAGAUUGUGGUCGAUAAUGGCCACCUAUCGGGGAUGCGCGAGGAGGUCGACAUUGGAGACGAACGGGCACGAGCGUGGCUCUAUGAGGAUGAUUUGUCAGAGGAUGAUGCAGAAGAGCAUGACAUAGAUGAGCGCCAGGAACCUUCUAUGCAGAGCCACUCGCAAGACGAAGUACCAUGCAGUUCCGGUGCUGAUGAUCAGACCGCCAGUGCCUGGGCUUCAACAGCGCAUCAUCAACUUGCCGAGAUAGACAACAAACCUGUUGUGCAAUCAUACAACGCUCCAGACCGAUUCGAAAAUGACCCGCCAUUGGAUCCUGUUUGGCAAGCCCCCGAAUUGCCCGCUUUCUUCUCCACGCCCACGGCCGAAACAAGGCGGAAGGGGGGUCCGAAACUUCCACAUCUCGAAAGGGAAGCAUCUCCACCAGGGUCUGGCUCUUUAUGGAGCGUGCCUCGACGAGGGCGUCCACGUACAGAAGUUAAACCCAAAUCAACGCCGAACAAAAGCCGGCUCCGGGCGAAACGAAAGUAUCAUUCCAGUCCUGUGGCGCACGACUGGUCAUUUGCAGCCACGCCAGAUGGAGAUGAAUCAGACGACCCGCUUCAAGAUUUUCAACCUUCGCCUUCUUUGAAGAGCGUGGCGAGGAAUAUACGCGGAAAACGGAUGCAGGCUUCGGCUCGUACAGCUCGCCUACAAUCGCCCGAUGCACGACUCCCGCCUCGCCCAUCCCCGCCUGGCCAAUCGGCUACGGAAGCUAAAGAUAACAAUAAACUUCAGAACCACGCGAGAAAUGCUGCAGAAAGCCAUGUGGCAUUCGACGCCUCCAAUUUACACGAUGAUUUUGAUGCACAUUCCCAGUCCCACGUUUUUUCUUCUACCAUGGCCUCGGAAAACCCCGUCAAAUCAAAGCGAGGGAUGACGCCCGACGACGCCAAGCUAGUGGUUCGCAUGAGGCACAUCCAAAAGAAAAAAUGGAACGAGAUUCACGACCUUUUACCUCAUCGGAGUAGGUCUCAAAUUUAUCAAUGGAAUUUAUCUCAUUGGACAGAUCGCCGCGCAAAUCCCCCUCAGCUAUCUGCUCCGUGGACCCAGUCCGAGCUUGAAACCUUGGAAAGUCUGAAAGAUGAAUCUGGUCUGACAUGGCUGAAUAUUACAAAUAGAAUGCCACAGCGUACCAAAGCGGAAAUUGAGUUUGAGAUGCUCAGGCUUUGGGUUGGAGAUGAUGCAUGGCAUGGCCAUGUGGCCAGAGUGCCCGAGCGGGAAUCUGAGCAGAACCAGGAAGUCGGUAGGGUUGAGCAGGUACAUGAGACAGAGCAGAUUGUUCCUUCUGUCGAGGAAGUUGACUCCGAGGCUUCUGUGGAGACUUCCUCCGAACCUUCUGAGCCGGGUUCUUUUAUGGAAAAUGAGCAUCCUCGGGUAUUUGAGGAUCUCGUUGAUGACAAUGAUGACUUAAUCGACAACAUCAGUAACGCAUCAUCACCUUCCAAGCUGUCUGCCAUCUACCUUGAUAGUCCAACUGCAAGCCAGCGGGGAUCUAGGACACCGAAGAGAGCGUCCCCAGCCAAGCAGUUAAAGUUCACAAAUUGA